UCCUUGUUUUAAGCGAGACAAGGCACUAGUGUCUUCCUCCUCCUUCCAUUCUCACCAAACCGAAAACCACAGACCAUGGCUCAUCAUCUCCGUCGUGUCAUCUCCCUCACCGGCUUCACCAUCCUCUCCCUCGCCCUCCUCUUCAUCACCUCCCUGCAAGCUCAAGGAGCCAGCAACUUGGGCGAGGAGAAACGACAGUCGUCGGAGGAGUACGUCAUCCCCGUGCGGAGCGUGGUGUACCGGCCGCGGUCGGUGGCGCUGCCGGCGGCGGCGGCGACGGAGGCGGUGGGGUACGAGCCGUUCGAGGUGUGCGAGGGGUGCCGGUGCUGCUCGACGUCGAACGCGAGCAGCUGCGUGGACACGAGCUGCUGCUACUCCAUCGACUGCAACCUCCCGGGGAAGCCCUUCGGCACCUGCGCCUUCACGCCCCAAACCUGCGGAUGCGGCGGCAGCAGCAACUGCACACAGCCCUCCUGAUCCAUCCAUCCUUAGUUGCUCUCCGUGACUUCCUCAUUCACUAAUCUUCUCGUCUCACAGAAGUGUACAACUGAAUUGCUGAUCAAUUCCAUCGGCAUCCAAAUGUAACGGUUUGGUUUGAUGAUGCAACUGCAAACGUAGUAUGCUUUGAUUA
Messenger RNA from Panicum hallii, 631 nucleotides. RefSeq lists its product as uncharacterized. The coding region runs from base 76 to 477 and encodes 133 amino acids. The transcript has 2 exons. NCBI's taxonomy places the organism in Eukaryota, Viridiplantae, Streptophyta, Magnoliopsida, Poales, Poaceae. The record is from RefSeq and is a predicted model, not a curated record.